This is a messenger RNA of Bombina bombina (fire-bellied toad), 2385 nucleotides long. Its product is annotated as extracellular calcium-sensing receptor-like. Gene Ontology annotation, molecular function: G protein-coupled receptor activity. The record is from RefSeq and is a predicted model, not a curated record. The transcript is spliced from 5 exons. NCBI's taxonomy places the organism in Eukaryota, Metazoa, Chordata, Amphibia, Anura, Bombinatoridae. Gene Ontology annotation, biological process: G protein-coupled receptor signaling pathway. Gene Ontology annotation, cellular component: membrane. Bases 28 to 2385 code for a protein of 785 amino acids.
AUCAGAUACUAUCGUUUUCUGCUAGCCAUGGUAUAUGCCAUCAAGCAAAUUAACAACUCAACAGACAUUUUGCCCAAUGUUAUGUUGGGCUUCAAGCUCUAUGAUUCGUGUUACAAUGAGGUGAGGUCUUUGUUGGGUACAACAUGGAUAACAUCUGGAAAAAAAGAAGGUGUGCCAAAUUACAACUGCCACAGUGAUAUGCCAUCUGCUAUUGUUGGGGACAUAGCUUCCAAGUCCUCAAUACCGAUAGCCAGGAUUCUCGGGCUUUACCAAUUUCCUCAGGUCAGCUACGCUUCAUCUCACCCUAUUCUGAGUGAUAAGAUACUAUUUCCAUCAUUUUUAAGGACAGUUUCCAAUGACAUUUAUGAAGCUUUGGCCAUUGCUAGGUUGGUGAAAUACUUUAACUGGACAUGGAUUGGUGUCAUUACUUCUGAUAAUGAAUUGAGAGAAUUACGAUAUAUGAUACUAAACAGAGAGAUUGAAGCAAAUGGUGGUUGCAUUGCAUUUAUGGAGACUCUUCCUACAUACACCUCAAUGGAAUCUGUCAUUCGUACUAUUGAUAUCAUCAAAAAAUCCAGAGCUACAGUAAUUAUUGUUUACACUACCAUGGAGAAUCUCAUCCCUUUGAUAGAGCAGGCUUACUUUCAUAAUCUUUCCAACAAAGUAUGGAUCGGUAGCAGUAGUUGGUCAAUUUCUUCAGAUUUUCCUAGAAAAGAAAUAUUAACUAUUUUGAAUGGUAGUCUUAGUAUAAUGCCAACAAGUGGAAAGAUUCCAGGUUUUAAGGAAUUUCUUUACAGCUUUCAUCAGUCCAACUAUUUAGAUGGUGUGUUCAUUAAAAUGUUUUGGGAAGAAGCAUUUGGCUGUAUUUGGCCAGGAGAUGAUUUAUACAAUGAUACUUCUGCAAGAACAUUUAUAGAAGAAAAACAUUUUUGCACUGGCAAAGAGAGACUGGAAAGCCUUGAUACAACAGUGUAUGAUGUCUACAACCUUCGAUACACAUAUAAAGCUUACCUAGCUACUUAUUCCAUAGUUCAUGCUUUGCAACAGAUGUAUUCUUGCAAGCCAGGACAGGGUCCAUUUAAGAAUGGCUCAUGUGCAAAUAUUUAUAAUCAUCAACCUUGGCAGUUGCUCUAUUACAUAAAACAUGUAAAGUUCAAUGACACUGCAGGAGAAGCAAUUUCUUUUGAUGAGAAUGGAGAUUUUCCUCUGCAUAUGGAUAUUCUAAACUGGCAGAUCCUCCCCAAUGGCAGCAGCCAAUAUGUAAAAAUAGGCAGCUUUGAUGGUCGUUCACCAAAAGGACAUGAACUUCAGCUUGACCAAAAUAAAAUAUUAUGGAAUGGAGGGAAGGUGCCUCUCUCAAUCUGCACUGAUCCAUGCCCAGUAGGUUAUAGAAGAUCUAUACUUCAAGGACAAAAGAUUUGCUGUUUUGACUGUUUAUCCUGUUCAGAAGGAGAAGUUCUUAACCCUUUUGAUGACGCUCAAUGCAUGAUGUGUUCUGAAGAUAAAAUGCCUGACAUCAGUAAAGAAGAGUGCAUUCCUAAACCUAUCCAGUUCCUUGCAUAUGAAGACACAUUGGGCUUGUCCCUGGCCUUUAUUGCAAUUAUUUUGUGUUUGUUAACAUUUUCCAUAUUAUGUCUGUUUUUAAUGAAAAACAAAACCCCCAUUGUUAAAGCCAACAACAGAGAACUAAGCUAUCUUCUCCUAAUCUCUCUAAUGCUCUGCUUUCUUUGUUCUUUAAUAUUCAUUGGACGCCCAACCACAAUCACUUGCAUGUUACGCCAGGUGGUUUUUGGUGUUAUUUUCUCUGUCUGUCUUUCAGUGAUAUUGGCCAAGACUGUUACAGUCAUCAUGGUGUUCAAUGCAACAAAACCAAAUAGUAAGAUUAGAAAACUUGUUGGACUACGGAUUCCUAUUUAUAUUGUUCCCUGCUUUACAAUGGUCCAGAUUGUGUUGUGCAUCUUUUGGCUGGCCAACACUUCUCCUUUUGUUGAAUUUAACAUGAGAGCUGAAAUUGGUAAAAUCAUUGUUGAAUGCAAUGAAGGUUCCAUAUUUUUAUUUUCCUGUGUUUUAGGUUACAUGGGUUUCUUAGCUUCUAUUAGUCUCCUAGUUGCAUUUCUAGCUAGAAAACUGCCAGACACUUUUAAUGAAGCCAAAUUUAUUACAUUCAGCAUGUUAGUUUUUGCCAGUGUUUGGCUCACUUUCAUUCCAGCCUAUCUCAGCACCAGAGGUAGACUUAUGGUUGCUGUGGAAAUCUUUGCCAUUCUAACAUCAAGCUUUGGACUUCUUGUUUGUAUAUUUUUUCCAAAAUGCUAUAUCAUUCUUCUGCGGCCAGAGAUGAACAAUAAAAUAUUUAUAACUGGGAAAAUAAUAACUAAAAAACCCUAG